GCCGGUCACUUCUCACUGCUGCUUUGCAGGGUGACAGCCUUCUCUCAGUGCCCAGUCUCUCCCAGCGCAGCGUGCCUCCGGACUUCCGCACACUGCUUAGCAACCAGAUGAAAAGGGUUUUAAUCCUCACAGUGUCUGUCUGCAGCUGGUUUAAACUAGCAGAAGGGGUACCCUACACUUCCACACCAUGGCUGCCAUCAGGUGUUUGUGUGUUACUGCCGCUGCUGUGUUCCUAACCCUGUGUACCCCACGCUGUCAGGGUGCUGAGGAAGAUCGAGCGAUGGAGAUCCACACUAUGGACAUUGACUGUAAAAUCACGUCUCGCUUCGCUCGCACAUUUAUCACCACUGAAAUCCGGAACCCGCGGAACUCCUCCCACGAGGCUGUGUUUGCUGUGGAGCUUCCGAAAACGGCCUUCAUCACCAACUUCAGCAUGACUGUGGAUGGUGUAACGACUGUCGGAGUGGUGAAAAAGAAAGCGGAGGCGGAUGAACAGUACAGAGGAGCGUUGUCCAGGGGUGAGAGUGCCGGUCUGGUCCAAUCUACUGGAAGGAAAAUGGAGCAUUUUAAAAUCUCGGUGAAUGUCGGGGCGCUGGCGACGGCCGUAUUUAAACUGACCUAUGAGGAGUUGCUGAAGCGCCACCACGGAAUUUACGAAUUGCAGCUGAAAGUUAGACCCCAGCAGCUGGUAGAAAACUUCCAGAUAACCGUCGACAUCACAGAACCGCAGGAAAUCAGUUUUGUAAAAGCCUUUGGAAAGUUCAUCACGAAUGAGUUGACAGAAACCGUUGACGUAAAUCACACGCACAACAAGGCGCAUAUUGUAUUCAGACCAACGGUAGAUCAGCAGCGCAAGUGUCAUGACUGCGUAGAGACGCUGCUGGACGGAGACUUUGUUGUAAAAUAUGAUGUUAAGAGACAGACUUCAGCUGGAAAUAUACAGAUUGUCAAUGGAUACUUCGUGCACUACUUUGCGCCCGCCAGUCUUCAGAAGGUUCCCAAGAAUGUGAUUUUUGUUAUUGACUGCAGUGGGUCUACGAAGGGGCGCAAAAUUCAACAGACAUUUGAAGCCUUUACAAAAAUCCUAGAAGAUUUACCAGAGGAAGAUCAUAUUGGGAUUCUAAAAUUCAACGGCGAAGUUGUUAAAUGGAAGAAUAAUCUGGUUAAGGCUGUACCUGACAAUAUCAAGAGUGCCAAAGAGUUUGUAGCUCAGAUCAGCGCAAGAGGAAGUACUAAUAUAAAUUCAGCUUUAUUAUCUGCUGCGGAGAUGCUGAAAGUUGGGAGAGACAAUAAGUUACUACCUGAAAUAAGUACUUCAAUUAUAAUAUUCCUAUCUGACAGAGACCCAACCGAAGGUGUCACUAACAUAGAAACAAUAAUGAGAAAUGUGAAACAAGAAGUGAACGGCCAGGCAACGUUAUAUAGUUUGGGAUUUGGCUCAGAUGUAGAUUAUAAUUUCUUGGAGAAAAUGUCCUUGGAGAAUGGAGGUUUCGCGAGGCGUAUCUAUGAGGAUUCCGACUCUGCGUUACAACUGCAGAAUUUCUACAAAGAAGUUGCGUUCCCUGUGCUCCUGGACGUUUCCCUACAAUAUCCCGAUUUUUCUAUCAGCGCAUUAACCCAGAACAACUUCAGACAUUACUACCAGGGAUCAGAAAUAAUUGUCGCCGGAUAUUUGGAAAAUAACGACGUGGACAUUUUAACAGGGCAGGUCACCGCACAAGGUGUGUCAGAGCCGUUCUCCAUGGAAGUGGUGACUCACAUACACGGACAGGAACAUAUGGCUAAAGAGCAGAGUUACAUUUUCGGGGACUUCACAGAGAGACUGUGGGCUUACCUGACCAUAGAGCAGCUGCUGAGCAAACAGGUCUCGGCUGAGGGCGAGGAAAAGAACAAUAUCACGGAGGAAGCCCUGUCCCUGUGCUUGAAGUACAACUUUGUGACCCCUCUCACCUCGAUGGUUAUCACCUCCCCCGAGGACCGAGACGACAAGAAGAAAAUAGUGGCAAACAAGCCAAAGGAAGAUGAUAUGGAUGAUGAUUACGAAUAUGCCCAGGGACGCUCUCUAUUCCCAAUUAGGCCUUCCAAGAAACAGUCACAAUCAAGAUCACAAUUGAUGACAUAUAGGUGCACAUAUCCAAGACGGAAACCAGGAGUUUCCUUAGAUCAUCCCUCAACUGCAAUGAAAUCGAUCAUUCUCAGACCAACAGACUGUAAAGACGCCCACGUGCUCAUCACCCCACAAUCUGUUCCUGAAAAGAUGUGCAUCCGAAUUAAUGAGAAACCAAAUACCAUUAUACAACUACUACACAGUUCUGACAAAGGUGUAACGCUUAAUGGCAGACUGGCCGCUGAUAACAGCAGUUUAGAUAAGCUUGGGAUCGUGCUGAAGAAAAAGAUGAUAUUGGUGGAAAUAACGACUAAAAACAUUACCGUGACCACCGGCCAGGAAUCAGAAGUCUACUCAUGGGCAUCACCAUUACAGGGAACACGGUUUAUGAAGAGAGAAGGUAAAAGAUUAAUGGUAUAUCUGGACAGCAGAUUCUGGGCGAUAAUCUCAUUGGCCAGAAACCCAGAUCGCUUGGCUCUACAUCUGGAGAAUAAGAGGCGAGAUCUGAAUUACACAGAGGGACUGCUCGGCCAGUUGAUAAGUGAUGAUAAAUUACGCAUAGAAACGGAUCAGAUCAUUGUUAAUGGGAAAACUCUUCCGGCUGAGAACAUCUGUGACUUAACAUCACAUGGCGGAAAACAGCAAUUACCCUGCGUGAGCGUCGCUGUGAAAGCUGAUGAUUUCCCCGGUGGAAACAGUAUAAUUGUCUCAGAUAUCUUUUAUGUUCCGCAUAAGUAAUAAUGUAAUAAGGAAUACGUGUGCUACUCUGACCAAGUAACAGCAAUUCAUAAGAAGCUGUAAUAAUACCUUUUGUGCUUACUUCUUGGUAAAAAUACAAUGACCUAAGAUGUGAAAUAAAUUGACUGCCAAUGAAUAUGUGACUAUGGAUCUGUAAUAAAAGAAUGGUCUUAUCUCGGUCCAGACCUA
Messenger RNA from Pseudophryne corroboree (corroboree frog), 3034 nucleotides. RefSeq names its product inter-alpha-trypsin inhibitor heavy chain H3-like. NCBI's taxonomy places the organism in Eukaryota, Metazoa, Chordata, Amphibia, Anura, Myobatrachidae. Bases 188 to 2845 code for a protein of 885 amino acids. The record is from RefSeq and is a predicted model, not a curated record. The transcript is spliced from 23 exons.